AUGGCCAUGCUUCCUGGCGACAACAAUCCUCCACUGGCAGUACUGGGCGCUAAUCCUGAGAAGAGGGAGGCUAGCACCUCCACUCCUAUGAUGAUCGCGAAAAUCUCUCCUGUAGAUAUGGCUAAGGAGGAGGAGGAGGAAGGGGAGAUCUUGGAAUAUCUAACAACUUUAUUUUCUCUCACUAGUCUCGAUGGUAUCAAGGCUAGUGGCGAAGGCAAUGAGCGCGAACCUGCAGCACCAAUGACACCAAUUGCUCCAUUGAAAAAUAAGAAGUGGUCAUGGUGGCAACUAGGUUCUGAAGCUAUGAAUGUUGGGAAACGCGUCUUACAAGCUACAACUGCGGUCUUUGCAUAUUCUGAGGAUGCUUCAGAGAGCGCCCCUAACAAUCAGACUCCUGCCACCAAGGAUGAGCGCUCGCCUCAAGAAAAUAAUUGUGAACUCCCUCCCAAAUUAAAACCCUCUGCAAGUCAAUGUGGCCACAGCCAAAGUGCUUUAAAUAUUAAGCAACAGUCGGGGCGUGUCGAAGAGGAAGAUGGUGAAUCUGAACAAGGAUCUUUUGAGCCCCGCACCCUAAAGCAACCCACUUCGGCCCCGAUUCUAGCAAUCAAGAUUGUCACUGAUGAACUUGGCCCCAUCGCCCCUUGGAAUGACAAAUGCUCUGACAAUGUUAUCGACGGCAAACUAGCGAAAGACGAGGUCGAUGUUCAGUCGCAACUCGGGGAUGAGAAAGAACGAAGGAUGGAGGCUGGAAUCACGGGGGCUCCUGACGACAACAACUUUGGAUCGAUUCUUAGUCCUUGUGAAAAAGAUGGAGAUCUGAAAAAACACUACUACUUCGACACCCCGAGGGGCUCCUACUACUUUGACAACCGCCGUAACUUGUAUUCGGAAAGUGACGGCUGGCUGGCCACUUGCUCACUCGACCUAGACUUGAACACUCCCUUCCCUCACUUCUGCAUUGGUGAUGCGAAAUACUGGUUCCACAACGGCCUCUGGGUCCUCGGGUCUGACAAUAUCUUCUAUCCUGUUGAGUUGUGGAUGGAAGACAAUGAUAAUGUGGUAAACAUACUGGACGGCUCUGGUGUCCCGAACCCAGCCUUCGCGGCUGCUGGUGACCCGAGUUUGGCAGGGCUGGAAUCUCCUGAAACUCAGGAUCUCGGCAAUUUUCUGUCGUCUUUUGAUAGAUCGGGGGUCUCGGACAACGUUGGGGAAGUAUUCCCAAAAGGUGUUACCGCACAUGACCCCUCGACAGAAAAAUUCAUAAGCGCAGAAGCCAACAUUUGUGAGCCGGACCACACGUUCGACUUGUCAGUGCUCCCAUCGCAAGGAAUCAAAGAUCUGAUUUAUUUCGAGUAUCCACAAUUACUGGCUUUUGACAAGAUGCCAGCGCCCGAGGAUUGCACCACCGUCCCGCAACCUGACUUGAGCCUCAAAUCUCAGCGUGACUCUGGCCCCGCUCUGGUAGCUACGCCAGUCUCCGACACACGCGCUCUUGCACCCAAGGAAGUAGCGAAACCUAAAACUCCGGAACUCAACUCAUACUCACUUCAACGAGCGCUUCAAGGUAACCCUCUCAUUACUUUUUCACCAAACACGCAACUCGCUAUCCCGCCUUGCAUCUCUUACCCUACUGCUGGUGAUACGGUACCCAAUGAUACGUCAUUGUUCGCUGCGAGUAGCCCUCCCUCGGACGUACCAGCCACUUGUGUAUCACAAGACCGUGUUGCCAAGCUCCUAAAAGCGCCCGCUGUGCGCCAUGUAGUAAAGAAACGCAAAGGAGUAGAGCAUCGGCGCUGCCCUGUUUGCAGUAAGGUCUUCCGCAGACCAUGUAGCUUAGUCGAGCACAUCCGUGUCCACACCGGCGAAAAGCCGUACGGAUGCCCAUUCAUGGGGUGUACUGUCGCAUUCGCCACCAAGCAGAACAUGAAGCGACACUUCCUUGGGCACCAAGCCGGCCCACUGGAGAACUACACCCCUUAUGCGAUGUCUAUGCUCAGUGAAACCUCCUUAUUCGACAAAAACGCCAAAUGUAACGAGACCGAGUGGGGGGAAGAACAUCCUACUAACGACAGGUACAUGCCCUAUGGCCCUGCGCCCCACCUCGCUAGGCGAUUCCGCGUCUAA
This is a messenger RNA of Rhizoctonia solani, 2124 nucleotides long. RefSeq names its product C2H2 zinc finger. Gene Ontology annotation, molecular function: RNA polymerase II cis-regulatory region sequence-specific DNA binding; DNA-binding transcription factor activity, RNA polymerase II-specific. Gene Ontology annotation, cellular component: nucleus. The record is from RefSeq and is a predicted model, not a curated record. NCBI's taxonomy places the organism in Eukaryota, Fungi, Basidiomycota, Agaricomycetes, Cantharellales, Ceratobasidiaceae. Gene Ontology annotation, biological process: regulation of transcription by RNA polymerase II; central nervous system development. The coding region runs from base 1 to 2124 and encodes 707 amino acids. The transcript is spliced from 13 exons.